Astrephomene gubernaculifera is the source of this 15648-nucleotide messenger RNA. The record is from the annotation of a GenBank genome assembly. Lineage: Eukaryota; Viridiplantae; Chlorophyta; Chlorophyceae; Chlamydomonadales; Astrephomenaceae.
CCAGGAACGAAAGGCAUAAGUAUCUUAGGGAUAUCGACCGACAGCGCGGUGCCCUUGCCGUGCACUGCGAGACUAGGGCGAAAGUACGAGACAAUAAGUAUCAAUCCUGGAUCGUGUGCUCUGCAGAACCUAGUACAAAGUACUUCAUCGCAGGUCAUCCUCUUAUACCUGGUUAUACUUCAAUGAGUCCGAGUUACCAGGUCGCAGAGUUUGCUUCUGCUUUCCUCAGGAAGGAUGAGCGCAAUAUCCUUGUUUAGGAUCUAUUCUCGCUGUUUAAGCUCGCUGCCUGUGUUCUGACAGCUGUCUCUGGCUUGAGGAUUGAGCAGUGGUGCUGCUCCAGCCAACAAUGGGCUUGCUUGCAAUACUAACAGCUUUAUGGAUUGUUGCCGUGGCGCUGGUGAUCUCAACACUGUUCGUGCUGCGAGAUAGGAUUUGGGCCUUCAUAACCCGGCGUGCCGGGCUUCAGGAAUGCCACACGGAGCGUUGUGGAUGGAGCGGGUUAAAGGGUCUGCGGCUUGUUAUAAAGAAGGGUCCCGUGCGCAUCGUACGGCUAACCUCCUUCCAAAUCCAACUAGCAAAGACAACCACCUCCUCAACAGCAGCCUCUCCAUCGUCCUUAUCUCCCGCUCCCUCAACCUCUUUGGGACCGUCGGACAAAAGAACCACAUCACCCAUAACAGCAACUGCGUUUCCUGGUGGUAGCCUUAACGACGAGGGAACCUCAGGUCAAAAUGCUGCUUCCAACCUCCACCAUCGCCACCAGCAAUACCAACCACCUCAGCAGCAGCGCUUUCAGUGCUACAGCGGUUUCCUCGGUUGCAUGGUGGCGAUAGCCCGACUGCUGCUGGCGCUGUUGCAAAGAGCUGCUAGCGGCGGAGGCAGCAGCGGCAGCAGGCCACCUGUGGUGGUGCUUGUGAGCUUGCAGGGCCUCGAGGUGGAAUUGCGGGGCGCUCACUCGAAGGACCGCCUGCGGACCGCCUCCAAGGACCCCCGGGGUCCAGCAGCAGCAGCCGGCUUCGCUGCCGACAGCGGCAUUAGCGAUGCGGAUAGCGGAGGCGGCAGCAGUAGUGGCCGCAGGGAGGGCAAGCAAGGGCGAGGGCGAGGAGCCCUUACUGGGGCUCCCCUGGGACUGCCGACAGCCCUGCUGCGGGCGCUGCCGUUCGUGCGCCUGCAGCUCAGUGGCGUGGUGGUCAGGAGCGGAGAAGGUGCGAGCAAUGCAGCCCCCAAUCCUGGCGGCACUGACGUCGGCAGCGGCGCUGGCGGCGACAGUGGCGGUGUGCCCGCCAGCAGCUCUGCGGACGCGGCAGACCGCCUCGCUUGGACAGCUAGCCUAGCCUCCCUGGAGGUCUGGGCCCAGCAGCUGGCCAGCGCUGGUGCUGCGGACUCCGGCGCUGCCGCCGCAGCAGCCGUCGACGACGGCGGCGGCGGCGAGGGCGGCAGUCGUGACGGCACCCAGGAGCGGAGCCAGGUGGCGGCGGAUGCACCCGCCGGCAUGUGCGGCAACGCAGCAGCCGCCGCUACGGCUGGCGGCGGGGGCUUAGGAGCAGCGGAUCGUAGGGUGGCACUAGCAGUUAGCCUGGUUGGCAUGGAGUUCUUUGUACGGCGGCAACAAAGUCGCACAGCUGCGGUUGACAUUGAUGUCAACGGCGGUGGCGGAGGAAGCAGCAGCAGCAUCGACCAACCGCGACCGUUGUUGGCUGGCCGGUGUGGCGGCGUGGCAGUUACGGGAACGUUUGGCUCCCAGGGUAGCAGGUCCGGAAGGCUGUUAGAGCUGGCCACAGAGGUCGACGAAGUCCAUCUGGAUUGCCGUACAGCUACCGCCGCAGCCGCCACCACCAUCGGCGCGGCUGCUGCCAAUGCAUCAGCGACAGCGACCACCGCAGCAGCAUCGCCCGGCGACGAUGGCGACGUCAGCCAUGGCGCUAGCCAAACAACAACAAAGGCUCCUGCUGCUGCUGCUGCUGCUGCUGCAGCAGCACCCGUAGCAGCUAGCCCUCUAGCGGCUGCGCUGUUAGAGUUAGCCUCUGUCCUGGCCGCGAGCAAGAAGGCCAAGAAGCUCGAAAAGCGGAAGGAGGAGAAGAAGGGGGUGGCAGAACCUUGGGAAGGCCGUGGGGAAGAAGGAGACACGUCGCGAGGCGAGGCAACCGUGACCGCGGCUGCAGCGGAGGACAGUCGGACGCCGGCCCCAGCGGCGGGAGCGGAGCAGGCGGCGGCGGUUCUGGCGGAUAAAGCUCUGGAGCUGGUGACAGGGCUGAGCAGGAUGCUUCCUGACAAGGUGACCCUUCGCUUGGCUGGCAUCAAGGCGGCUACUGCCCUAGUUGUCCAGACGCCGUCGCCGGCGGUGGCAACGGCUCCGCCAUCAGCCUUCACCGCACCGGCGCCGGCGCCGGCAGCAGCCUUCUCGCUUCAGGCACUGCUGGGCGCGAGUUCCCUCCAAGUUAGGUCCCGACAGCACAGCCGUCGCAGCUCCGCCGCGGCCGGAUCUGGAAAGCCGCUCCUGGAUCUUUCCGUACAGUUAGGUCAAGUGGCGGUGAUAGCAGCUGCGGGAGCCUUUGGAAGCAGUCGCCAGGCUGGCAGCGCAGCAGCAGCAAGUGGUACGACAAGUAGUGCUGCUGCAACGGCGCCCGUACACUUCGUCGUGCAACGUAUGGGCGUCCAUGCAGCCGUCUCAGUCGCUCCUGCCGCAGCUGUCGCCGUGGCGACGGUGGCAGCCUCAUCCCGAAUGCGCUGUAGUGUUACAUUGGGCCUCGACAUUCCAGGUUGUGUCGUACAUCUUCGGCCACAAACGCUGCUGCUACUGCCGCCGCCGCUGUCGUCGUCGUCAUCACAGUCACCGCUGCCGCCAGCUGAGUCAGGACGGAAAGGGGAACCUUCCGGCGUUGGUUGCGUUGACAUCAGCAGUGAUGCACCCACCUGCUACAGCCUCUUCUUCCACGGGUUUAGCACCAAAGCCAACUGCGCAUUCAACGCAACGUCACGCAACAGCAGCCCUGCUGCUGCCGGUGCUGCUGCUGCCGCUGUUCCGCUGGAACCGGCUCCUGCUGCCAACAACGCCGCACCGUCAGAGCCGUCGCAGCCCCAAGCGGUGCCGGCGGCGACGGCUGUAGCACCAGCACUCACGGCAGCCGGCACUUCGUAUCCCUCCAGCCCUGCAGAAGACAACCUUCGUUUCCGCAGGCAGCUACAGCUCACUCGCUCCAUCGCCGCGGCGGCGGUGGCGCCGGUAAUGGAAGCGACGCCGUCGGCGGAAGAGCCGCUGCCGCCGGCGCUCCGGGCGAGCCGCAGCGUCGGCAACACGUCUGAUCUGGCGUUCAAGCCCGAUGCGCCGGAAGCGGGGGCAACUGGGGGCGGCCGCGGCGGCGCCAGUGCGACUCCGUCCAGCGCAAACCCCUCGAUGACACCGUCGCCGUUACAGUCACGGUCUUUGUCGCAACAAACGCUGGUUCAGCUUUCCGAGCCCCAGGCUGCUUCCGAGCUGCUGUCUCCUGCCGCAGAUGACGUACUGUUGCCGCCAGUGGUGACGUCAGCCCCCGUGGCGGAGGCGACGCAGCGCGAAGGCCCCAGCAGUACGGCAACACCAGAUCGUACGGCGGCUGCCGUAGAAGGGCCACCAUCGCUAGCAGCGGCAGCGUCAACGCUGCAGCCGCCGGUGAUGGUGGCCGCGGAAGAACCUGGAACGGCGUCUUUGGAUAUUGUACUACAGCGCUUAGAGAUGUACGGCAGUACGAUAUGCGCCAGUGCCGCCGCCGCAAGCGCCGCCAGCAGCGGUGCGGCUGGCCCGACCUCGGUGCGUACGUCGUCUAAAUACGACAUUGUCAUCAUGCAGCGUACGACAGUGCGUGUUACGGCCGAUCCCGUAGCGGCUGGUGCAUGGGGUGGUAAAGCAGGAGUGCCGGAGGCGGCAGCGGUUGGUACGGCAAUAGCAGUCGACGCGGCUGUAGCUUUGGGUCGUUUGGAGGCAGUAGCUGCGCCGCGGAAGCUUGAGCCGCUGUUGCGCUUGGCUGGUGCCGCCGUCGGCGCUGCCGCCGCAGCUUCUCGGGCAAUAGCUGCCGCCGCUUCCGCUGCCGCGGCGGUGACCAAGGCAGAGGCAGAACGUGCAGCAGCGGCAGCAGCUGCUGGAAGUGGCAGUUCCGUACCGGACUUCUUCCUUAGCUCCGCCGCCGCGUUUUCCUUCCCGCCAGAUCCGUUUGCAAGUACGACACAUGUCGGAACGGUUGAUGGUGCGCUCGCUGCGGGCACCGAGGCUGACGGCGGCGGCGCUAGCGGCAGUCGUAAGAACCGCCGCGGCGGCGGCAUCCGUGGCCUCCUGUCCGCGUUUUCCGUCCGAAGCGUAACGCUCGAUGCUGCAGCCGGGGUUCGCGCCGCAAUCCAGGUUGACGUCCCGUUGGAUCCGUCGUACAGCACAUUACCGGCGGAGGUGACGGCCGUACCGACAGCUGUUGAGAUGACGGUUGCGUCACUGGCGGUUAAGGCCUGGCCCGCCGCCGCCGCCACCGUUCCAGUAGCGGAGGUGAUGUUGACGGAGGCGGCGGUGGCGUUAAGUCGUCACCCUGUGUCGACGCCGUCCGUUGCGACGGCGGUGGCGGGUAGCGACCGACAGCGGUUACUAGAGCUGAAGCGGAUGAAGGUUCUGCUGGCCACAAUCGCAGCCGACACACUGUCGGAAGGCAGUGUUACCUUCGCGACCGAUACGUCAACGUCGUCGACAGCAACCAAUGCGGGGCCUGACAGCUGCGACGACUCGUUGACACGCCGUACAUUGACCCGAGUGGAGGUUUCUGGGACCCGUGGGUCGUUCGACAUGGACAUGGUUCUAGCAGCGUUUGCCGUGGCUCAGGAGCUAGCUGACGUGGCAGCGGCGGCGGUUCGAGAGCGUCAGUGUGCCGCCUCCUCCUCCUCCUCUCACGCCUAUCAAUCACCGUCCAAGGAGGACCCAUGCGACGGGGCGCUUUCGGAGCCACCGAAACCCCAGCAGCAGCACGAUAAGGAGAGGCGGCAGCAACCUGAACGGGAGCCGCAGCAGCAACAGCAGCAGGAGGAGGUCCGGAAGCGGCGGGGGCGGCGAGGACGUCGAGGUCCAGGGCUGCUCGAGAUCCAUGCGGUGGAUUCGGAGCUCAGUAUCGUCCUAGGUGCUUCCGAGGUGGUGUCGGUGGCUGCUGCGGAUGCGCGGGGCAGCAGCGGGCUGAGGGGCGGCGCGGCGGAGGGAUUUGCGCUGCGCAUCAACGGCAGGAGGCUAUUGGAUGUUGAGUACUUGGCGGUUACCGCAGCCGAGCCCGUACGACAGGGCCAAACACCGCCAACCGCCGCACAACCUGGCACCACUGCAUGGGGAGGAGCGGAAGGUUCCUCCUCCGCCUUUACAGCUUCUCCCGCCGCAGCUGCGGCAGCGGCAGCCGCCGCUGCAGGUGCCGUACAACCGUCAUCCACGGCACCAGGAUCUGGUCCCCUGAUUUUCCGUACGUCGUCUCCCGCCGCCGUAACGCCCGCCACGACUCCUGCGACUGCGUCAACUCGCAGCUACUACACCAACAGCACCAGUCGCCACGCAAGCCACCGUUCCGUGGAUUUAGGCGAUUCAGUAACGUUUGCUGCAACGGGGUUAACGACAGCGGGGACCGGAGAUGUGUCUUGGCCGCAAACACAGCACCACUCUCCUCCACCUUCUUCCCGGAUGCUGCAGCAGCAACAUCAACAGCAACAGCAGCAGCAGCAGCAGUACAACCGGCAGCAAUACCCACAACAACACAGGCAGCACCACCACCGGCGCUUCGUCAGUGCGAUUCCGCUCGGUGCCACCGCCACCGCCACAGCUGCGGCUGCAUUCAUGGAUCAACCGCAACAACCGCAAAUGCCAUCACAGCAGCAACAAUCAAGCCGAUCGAGGCUGCCAAAUGGAUUGCUGCCGGCGGCGGCGGCGGCGGCGGCGCUACAGCCGUGGACUUCCCUGGGUCGUCCGCCAGCAUGGGCUGUAGCAACAGGAGCAGCAGCAGCAGGAGUACCAGCUGCCGCCGCUGCUGGGGUUUGGGCCGGGGCGAUGGCGGCAGGGGCUUCUGCUACCGUGGGGGGAGGUGGUGGCGGUGUAAAGCGGACACCUGCACAGAAGAAUGCGCUGCGAAAGACCACAUGCGAUGCUCGCCGUCGAGCCGCUCGCGACCGGUUCCAGUUGCUGGAUCAGCAGCAGCAAACGUCCGCAGCAGCGACUGCCGUACAACCGCCAACUGCCACAUCUCCAUCUGCAUUGUCAACGGGAGCAGGAUCAGCAGCAACAACUGCCGAAUCCUCAAGCUUGCCGACCUCCACGCUGCCUUCUGGCGCUGCUGCACCUCGCAUGGUGUCUCUGGAUGUUGCAUUGUACGGCGCAACGCUAACGGUUGCGUACGACGAAUCUGCGGCUCGCGUGUACGUCGUCGGCGAAGUAUGGUCGCGUGCGGUUAAGCAGGUGCUGGGACCUCGCAUCUCGCUCCUCAAGGAGACCCUUCGCGCCCUCAAGGCCGGCAAGCGCAGCAGCAAUGACGUCAGCAGCAGCAGCAACAACCCGUGCGUCAACAACAGCAGCACCGACAGCAUGCAUGCAAGCGCCCGUACGAAUAGCGACAAUAGCUGCAGUAGCGGAGGGCCCGGCGCAGGGCUUGGCAGCAGCAGCAACAGUGCUCCGCUUCCGAAAGGCGCCGUCAAGGACAAGCCGUUCAUCGAGCUGGUAUUAGACGCCCGACGGUUGGAAGUUACCGUUGAGCAUCAGCCGAUGGAGGCCUGGCUGGCUCUGCAUGGAACCGCGCUGCGGGCGACGGCGGCUCAGCGGCACCUGUACGAGCGGCUGAUGGUGGGUCACGUGGGCUCCAGAGCGGGUCGGGCCCGCAGGGACGUGGCGGCAACGGCGGCGGCGGAGGUCGCGGUGGCGGAGGCGGAAGCUGCUGCUGCCACCGCCGCCGCCGCUGCUGCCGCGAUUGCUGCGGUACACCGGGAGGGCAGCGGCAAACGCCGAAGCCGGCGGCGACGGCGUUGGCUUCUUCGGUCGUCUGGCGGUGCUGACGACGAAAAUGAUGACCCAUUAGUCAGUGUGAGCAGUACUAGUAGCAGCAGUAGUAGCAGCAGCAGUAGCGGGAGUAGCGACGAUAGUGAUAGCAGUAGCAGCACUGACAGUGAAGACGGCAAAGAAGGAGGAAGGAGGCGGAAGGGGAAGCAGGGACGGAGGGCUGCUGUCGCUGCGGCUGCUGCAGCCGCGGCUGCUGCUGCUGCGGCGGCGGCCGCUGCAGGUGUGGGGAGCAGUGGUGCCGCUGCCGCCCAGGACGAAUGGGGCGAGGUCAUGCGAGACAUCUCGGCGGCUUACGUGUCAGCCUGUCGGGCGAUCUCCGCGGCGUCUGCUGCUGCUACUUCCGGUGCCGCUGCUGCCGGCAAUGCUACUGCUGGUUCUGCUACCGCUGCAGCUACCUCAUCUUCCGGAGAGGCAACAGCCGGCAUGGGCACCAGACCCGGAGCUGCUACGGCCGCUGCUAGCACUGUCACAGCAGCUGCUACAGCCACCGCCGGAGGGGCGCUGGUGGGAUGCCCGGGGGGAGCGCUGCUGCAUCUGGCGGUGUCGGAGGCGCAGGCGUGCGUCAUGGUUGCCCCUGCGGGCUGCAGCCGGGGCCGUCAAGCGGCGGAGGCGGUCAUUCAGCGGCUGGACUCGCCGGCGGUGGAGGGCAUUGCGUUCGAGCGGGUGGUGGCGGUGUCACUGGAUGUGGUUGCUCAAGACCUGCAGGCCUGCUUCGCCGGCUGCGGCGGCCGCUCCUCCCCCGCCCUCACCGCCUCCCAGCUGGGUCUCACCGGCUGGGUCAUCCGGGCGCGGCAGCUGGCGGCGCCGCCCCGGUGCGGCGCGGAGGCGGGCAGGUGGCCCGUGGGUCGGUGGCACGGUGUGCCGCUGCCCAUGCCGCUGCGCUUCACGCGACCCAACAUGAAGACCUACACUGACCUGCGGAUUGAGGCGGAUGCGCUGUCCACCGCCUUCAGCACGGCAAUGGAACCCGUACUGGCACAGUUGGCAAAGGCCAUGAAGCAACGCGUGGUACCGCCCCAACCGCAACUCCUCCGACCCGACGGUCGAGUAGCGUCCAGUGCGACUACAGCCGCCGCUGGUGCUGGUGCUGCUACUGAUGCUGCCUCCGGGGGCGUUACGGCGGAUGUCCAGGUGCCGGCGGCUGCCGCUUCAAGUCCCGCGGGUCUGCAGUCCUGGGACAACAUCCGCUACGUCUGGCGGGGAGGCAUGAAGAUUAUGAUUCGUGGGCUCAAUGUGGCGCUGGGGACAUCCUCACUGGAGCUUCCCCUCGCCGCCACUGACCCGCGGGUCGCUCUGUCGGCCGCUACACUGGGUGUGACGGUUGCGACGGGCCAAGUCGACGUAACGGCUACAUCGCUGGCGGUUGUGGGGCAUGCGCGGGGACCAGGGCGAGGGCCAGGCGAGCCGCUGGUCACGGUCCCGCUGCUCUCCCUGCCCCUCCUCAACACCUCCCUCCACACCGCCUUCAAACAGCGCGGCCCCACGCCCUACGCCUUCCCGCCCAUCCGCCAACUGCCGCCGCCUGGGGUACUGCAGGAGCCGGUGGAUGUGCCGGGCCUUAUGCGUGCCACGUCAUGGUCCAUGGCGCUUUUCUUCAGCUUACGUAAUGCAAGUACGCCAACCUCAACCGCUGGUACGACUGCUAGCAGCAGCAACAGCACGGCGGCAACUGCCAACUACCCACAACAGCAACAGCCGCAGCAGUUGGCGUUAUCCGUGGCGGGAGGCGGUGGAGCCGAGGGACUUCCUCGGGCGUACAUUGGAGAGAUGCAGGUCAAGUUCAUCUUGGGCCUUGUGGCUAGCAUGGCCAGUGGCGCGCCAGUGAUGACCCGUGGGUCAUGGAAGCGCCGCACGUGCUACGACCCGCCGCGCCCUCGACCGACGGCGGCCCCAGGGGCGCCGCAGCCUGCGCCGGCGGCAGGAGAGAAGGCACACCCCUCCUCCUCCUCCGGCGGCAGCACUGCGGUCAGCGGCGGCAGCAGCCUGGGCGCGCUGCUCUCCCGAGUGGAUGUGGAUCUGAGUGCGGAUGUGUUUGACAUCCUGCAUGACGCACAGGACCCCGACGAUCCCUCAGACCUGGUGUGUUUGCGCGCACGCAACCUGCGCUACACCAACACCUUUGGAUACAGCAGGGGCAUUCGUACUAUCGUACGGAGCAACGCCGCCGUACGGUCCAAGCUCGUAUCGCGUCCGGUCAUGACGGCACUCGGCGUGGAGGCGUACGACAUUCGGAUCUUCAUGCCGCCUCCGUCGCCGCCGAUGCCGUACAAUGGUGGCGGCGGCGGCGGCCCACUGGGUUCCGGCCCCACCACGGCAGGGGGCGGCGGCGGUCCUCGAGUGCGGCAUGGGCCACCGCAGGAUUCCCCUAGGGGGACCGACCCAUGGGACGCUGUCGGCGCUUCCUGCCCUGGCUUUGGCGCCGGUCUCAUCGCCUCCUGCAACUGCUUGAUGCUGAAGCAGUCUGGACCCGAGCGGAACCCCCAGACCUCCCAGCAGCAGCAAGCGGCCCCGCCUCCUAACCGACCCAUUCGCAUCGUGGUGCAAGACGUGCGGGUGCUGUGUACCACCGAAUCCCGGGACGCCGUCAUCGCAACCACCACCCACAUCGUGCAGGCAUUCUCUCGCUCUCCGACUCCCCCCGCUGGCACUCCGCCCGCCUCCAAUACAGCCCUUCGAAACGCCGCAGCUCAAGGCCCCGCUGCCUCCACCUCUGACGGCGCCGGAGGCAACGGCGGCAGCAGCGGACUGGUUCCCAAUCCUGCAGCAGCCGCAGCGGCAACCGCAGCAGCGGCCGCGGCGCAACAGCGGCAGCAGUCUGCAGUGUCGGCAUCAGGGGGAGUGGGAGCGGCAGGCACCGGGCUGUCGUACGCAGAUCCUUUGUCGUACGGGUCGGCGGUCCUGAUGGAGCCGCAGAUUGACCCACGGGUCGCUGCAGAGGAGGCAGCGCUGGUGGCGCUGUUGCGGCAGCAGAAUGAGGCGCGCAGGGCCGAGACGCGGCGUGCAAAGUUGGAGCGCCAAUCCACGUCCACCACCGCUUCCACCAACCCGGAUGCGUCCACAACAACGGUAGCAGCAACUGAACCAGGCAGCGGCGAUGGCGCUGUUGUUAACGCUGCUGCUGGUAAUGAGCUCGUGGAUUCCGAAUCCGGGGCUGCUGUUGAAGGUGUGGGCGGUGGUGCCAUGCUGUCGUCGUCAUCCUCCCAUGCAACAUUGGACGCCUCACAACAUGGGGGAAGGCAACAGCAGCAGCAAAAGUCCAACCCCCAAGGGGUGCAUCAACGACAACAGCAGCAGCAAAACAAGAUGUUAACGCAGUACGAGGUGGAGUUCGUACGUGUCCAGGUUGCCCUGCUUGCCGACUCCGGCAGCAACCCCACCAUCUUCUCCUCCACCACCAGCACCGCCUCCACCAGCACCUCCGCCACCGCCAGCACUGCGGUGUGCGGUGGAGGUGCCUGUCUGGUGCUGGGUGCGGACAGUGCGGUGCUGCGGGGCGGGCGGGCGGUGGAGGCGGGCAGGGCGCAGAAGGUGCUCACCUUUGAUGUGGAGACGCUGCAGGCCUACGCCGCACGUCACGAGCUGCCGCGGGAGGCCGCCCUGCUGCCGCUGCCGCUGACCGCCGGCGCCACCGCUGCCGCCAGCGGCGGGGGUGCCCUGGGCGGCGGCGGUGUCAGCAGCGGCGGGGCGGGAGCAGGGGGCUACCCGAGGCCCUCCUUCUCGCCGCUAACAGACGGCUUGGCAGCAGCAGCAGCGGCUGCGGCGGCCACCGGAGCUGCAGGGGGUGGUGGUGGUGCAGGGGCCACGAUGGCCGAGGGGCAGCGUGUAGGGGGCGGCUAUGGCGACGGAGGAGCGGCGGGAUCGCCGCAGUCGCCUGCGGUUUGGUUGCAAGUGGUGAACGGCCAACUGGUUCCGUACGGCCGACAAUCGCAACAACCGCACUCCGACAAGGACGCAGCAGUCGCACCCCCCCUGGCCAUCCCAUCUUCCUCCUCCUCUUCGACCCUGGCUGCUGCUGCCGCUGCUGCUGCCGGCGCCACCGGAGGGGCUGAUAUCGGCCCUUCCACCGGCGUUGCGCCAGCCACCACUGCCGCCGGCCCUAGCGCCGCACCGACUGACCCACGGGUCGUGAUGCAGAAGAUUUUGAACCCUUUCCGUAUCCACCUGUCCAGCAGCCGUCCCUGGACCCCUCCUCCUCAGUCCUCCUCAACAUCUGCGUCACUGACGCCGCUGCCACAUCCUUUGACUGGUGCGGCUUUAGGCGGGGCAACAGCGGCUGUGAAUGCUGCAACAACAGCAGCAGCAGCUGCCAGUGAUGGUGCCUCCGGGGCUCUGUCGUCGCAGCAACAGCGGCAGCAGCAGCAGCAGGACCAACAGCAGCAACGGUCAACCGCUUCGGUCGUGCCAGAGGGGAAAGCGGGAGAGCAGCAAACCAACAACACCGCCGUCGGGAGCGUCAGUGGCAACAGCAGCAAUGGUCUGAAGCUGGACAUUGACGUGCCUGCGAUUACCGGGCAAAUGGAGAGCUGGCAGUUUCAGUUGCUGCUAGCGGUUAUAAACGAGACGGUUGCAGCGCCGUUGCCAAGGGUCGCGUUGCUGACCCGCGGAUCAGGUGCCCAGCCGCUUGCCGGUGUGGAAGCGUCCCCUGAGGUCUCGGCCACUGCGGAAACCCUCGUGUCACUGAGGCAGCAGCUACGUUGUCUCCAGCAAGAAGCGCUUACGCUUGCGAGUUACCUCACCAUGACCCAUGGGUCGAUCUCAAUUCCACCGUACAACAGCAACGUCCUGCCGUACAACUCAUCAUCAUCACCGUACACGGCUAUGCUUUUCAAGCCGCUGCUGCAGUCGCAACAGCAGGGGCUGGCGGCGAAUGCUGCUGGGGGCGGCGGCUACGGCGGCGGCGGUCACGGAGGAGGCGCAGCAGCCGCAGGUGGAGCUCCCCCGGCUGUGUUGGCACAGGUGCUGCUGUCCCCCCGCCCGCCCGGCCUCAGCGCCCCCCAGCUGGCGGCACUGCUGCGGAGGAACCAGGAGCUGCUGCUGCACUGGGCGCUGGAACAGGUCUCGGGUGCGCAGGAGGGUCUCGAGGCGGUGUCCGGUGUGCUGGUGCGGCUGCGCACCGAGGUGGGCGCCGCCCUGGAGGCGCAGCAGCAGCAGCAGCGCAAGCAGGCGACUGCGGUGGCGGUGCGGCUGGGGCGCUUCGGGUGGGCGCUGGUGAACAGGGAGGGGGCGGCGUUCGUACAGGCCGAGCUGAAGUCCAUGUCCUUCCACCACUCUCUGGACCGCGACCACACCGGCACCACCCGCAUCACCCUGCACUCCGCGGACAUGUGGGAGAUACGCGGGGGGGCGGGCGGGGGGGCGGGCGGGGGCAGUGGUGGGACUCCUGCUGCCGGGAGUAGCAGCAACAGUAUCAACACCAGUACUCAGCAGCAGCAGCCGCUGCUCCAGGCGGGGGCAGCAGCAGCCGGGGUUGCUGCUGCGGGGUUACAAGCAGCAGCAGCAGCAGCAGGACCAGCAGCCGCAGCCGGAGGAGGAGCAGGUGGGGGAGGAGUGGGUCCACAGCAUGUGGACGGUGGAGUGCGCCACUUGCAAGACCAGCAACACCAACAGCAGCAGCAACAUGCAACAACAGCAGGCGGCAAACAUGAGCCACUGCCGCCGACGUCUACGGCGGUAUCCACUGCCGGCGCUGCCAGUGGCGGCAGUAGCGGCACCGGCGCCGGUAGCGGUAGCAGCAGCAGCAUUCUGUCGCUGUGGCGCCCCGAUGCGAGCAGCUCUUGGGACGAUGACCCGCUGCUGCGGAUGCAUGUCGUACACGGGGGGGUGGAUGCGCAUUACGUGACGUACGAACACAUCGAGGUUUACCUGCACCCGCUGCAAGUGCGCCUCACGUACGCCCUGGCACACAGCCUCAUGGACUACUUUGAGCUCAAAGAUGAUGAAGAGGAGGAUGACUGGUUCGCCGCGGGUUGCAAGGCCAGGAAGGAGGCCAAGGCCAACAAGGCUGCUCGGAGCGCAGAGCCCAGUGGCGGCGGCGGUGGCAGUGCAGCCGUCAACGUUAGCGGCGGCGGCGGCAGCACAUACACCUCCCCUGCUAAAUCCAACCGCAGUGGCGGCGGUAGCUGGUUCGCUCGGCGAGUCGGCGGCGGCGGCACGUCUGAGGCGUCAGCGGGAGUGGCGGCGACGGGGACGACGACGCAUUCGCUGCCUCCGUCGCUGCCAUUGGCGCCUCGACCGGCGGCCGCGGCGGGUGUACCCUUGCCAUCCGAGCCGUUGGCUUCCGGUGCCAUCGGUGCUACAGGCGCCGUACCUGCGCCGACAGCUGCUACUGCUGCUACCGGCGGCGGCUUCCGAGGUCUAGCGCCGCCGAGCGGUUCGGCUUCUCCUCAUAAAGGUGCCUCGACCGCCGCUUUCAACGACCUUACGCUGGCGGCGACGGCGGCGCCUUGGGACGCUCUGUCGUACAAUCCAAGUAGCGCAAGCGCAAGUGGCGGCGUAAGCCGCAAUCAUAGUAGGACGCCGUCGGCGGCGACGACGACGGUUGAUGAUCCUAUGGCGGCGGCAGGGGCGACAGCACUGGCGGCAGCGCCCCCCAUGCCGCCUGUUGGCGGCGCAGCCAUCGCGGCGGCGACGCCAGCGGCGACGACAGUGGCGUUGCGGUACGGUCCGACGUUCCGUCGUCGCGGCAACGGGCGUACGGCAGUGCUUGUGGAGGUAGCGGGAGUGCUUGUGCCGACGACGGCGGCGGUCGCUGCGGGGCAUGCAUCGCAACAACAACCGUCGUCAACCGCCGGCGACUCCGCCGCCGCCACCAUUGGCGGCAGAACCCCCACUCGCCGCCGUCGGUUGCGCUUCCGCCACGUGCGUUUUAACCGCAUCGCGGCUCGUCUGACGUACUCGGGGCCCUUGCUGUCGAUCGGACAAAAAACUGGCGGUUGGGGGUUGAUGCUGGAUGCGAGGGUGUACCGCAACCUGGAGGGCGGCUGGAGGGACCUGCUGACCAAGUACAAGUGGGACGUCAUUCGCUCCGUCAUCAAGAGCGCCACGGGAAUACAAGCCGGCAAGCUCAAGGAGCUCCGAGGGGCGGGCGGCGGCGCUACCGCCGCCGCCGUCGCCGCCAGUGGUGCCGCUGCCGGCGACGCCGCUGCAGCUGGCGGUUCCGCCGGCGGCAUGCUGCUCCCUGCGGGCCUGUCCCUGGACGAUUUGGAUCCAAGUACGGCAUUCACGACCGACGGCAACGCCCUGUCGUACGCAGCUGCCGGCGGCGGCGGCGCCGGUUCUGCCAGUGUUGGCGGCAGUGGCGGGCAGCGGGCGGCUGCGGCGGCGGCGCUGCUAGGCGGCAUGAAGAAGAAGGCGGUCGCCUUCAUGUCGGCAGGUGGUGCUGCGGGCGCGCGUCUCCGCCAAGCCGCAAUCGCCAAGGCAACGGGGCGUACGACAAUGCCCGGUGCUGCCGCCGGCGCCAGCGCGCCGCUCAGGGACGCCGCCCUUGGUGACCCAAGUGCAUCGACCCAUGGGUCGGAGGAGACAGCUGCUCAGGAUGAGGGGCUGCUGCUGGAAACCUAUGAAUCCGAGGUAAGCCGUGAUGUCGAGGUGCGUCUCACGUGUGAAUUAAAAACCAAUAAAUAUAGCACGAUGCACUAUAGGGUGAGGGCUUUGGAUGGGAUGGUGUUAUCGACUUCCCAAUUUCGGCAUAAACGUGCUAUAGUUAUGAUACCAUUGCACGAUGUGUGGUUGUGCAGGAGAGCAUGGUACUGGAGUGCCAACGCAUCAUGCAGCAGGCGCAGGCGCAGGCCCGGGCGCGAGCGACACGGCUUGCCGCGCUUCUUGGAGAUGUGCCUCCCGCUGCCUUCGGUGGCGGUGGUGGCGGUGGCGGUGGCGGGGCAGCAGCGGCGGCUGCAGGGGGUGCCCGCGGUCGCUCGUACCGGAUGUAGAGUGGCUAGUCAUCAAUGCUGAGAUGAGGGGGGCAGAGCGUUAGCCGCACGGAAAUGUUGUAGAUAGCUUCACGCAGAGGAGGCAGAAGGUUGCGGGGCAUGUCAUGCAUGUUUGGAUUGCAUGCAAAUAGUUGUUUUGGAAGGAUGGUAAGUGGCCGAGGCGCCUAGCUUGAAAAGACGUGACAGGAAUCGACACAUGUCUUAAGCUCUUGUCUUUUAGGAGUGCGUAGGAUAUGGUGUAAGGAAUAGAUUAAUGGAAGUUGGACGUAGUAACAAAGUGGCAUUCUUGGAGCUUGGCGCGUAUAGGAGUCGGUCGCUCCAUCUAGCCCCCCUCUUCCGACCCGUAGGGAGUACGACAACCCCAGUAGUCCUGUGCGUUUCAUUGGAAGACUUUAUGCAGUCGGGCCCACCGAAUCUGAACCCGCCAUGCAUGUUAUCUAGGAAUACGCAACAGCUCGUGCAUGCAUGUUCUCCUCAUUGGUGCUCCUGGACGCCGCAAUGAUCCCUACGGUCCUUCCUGCUAAAUGUCGCCCUCGUCUUUCGCCAGAAACCACCAAGGUUAUGGCAGUAUUAGCGUUGGGUGCUCUCGGUGCCGCUGUUGAGUCUGGUCGGAAUGGACACAUCCGGCUGUAACAUUGCCUAUCAGUUGACCCUCACCCGCCCCCCUGCCCCUACCUUAAAAACGUG